Messenger RNA from Cavia porcellus (domestic guinea pig), 5603 nucleotides. It is a transcript of the gene Samd8, whose product is annotated as sterile alpha motif domain containing 8. The record is from RefSeq and is a predicted model, not a curated record. The transcript has 6 exons. Gene Ontology annotation, biological process: ceramide biosynthetic process. Gene Ontology annotation, cellular component: plasma membrane; Golgi membrane; endoplasmic reticulum membrane. Gene Ontology annotation, molecular function: protein binding; ceramide cholinephosphotransferase activity; sphingomyelin synthase activity. The coding region runs from base 42 to 1478 and encodes 478 amino acids. NCBI's taxonomy places the organism in Eukaryota, Metazoa, Chordata, Mammalia, Rodentia, Caviidae.
CUCCCCGCAGCGGCCGGCUAGACGGUGAGGGGGCUGGAGCGAUGCCUGCGCGCAGCCGCCACCGACCCCGCCUCCACGCCGGCUCCCCGCCCCGGGCUCCGCCCCUGCCGCCCGAGGCUCUUUACUCUGGCGCGGAGCGGUGGGCGCCGGACUCCGGCGGCGCCUCGGACGCCGACUCGGAGCUGGGUCUGGAGAGCCCAACUUCCACCGUGGAGGAAGUAGAGGAAGAAAUGGCAGGUCCCAAUCAACUCUGCAUUCGCCGCUGGACUACCAAACAUGUAGCUGUGUGGUUGAAAGAUGAAGGUUUUUUUGAGUAUGUGGACAUCUUAUGCAACAAACAUCGACUUGAUGGACUCACACUACUGACACUGACUGAGUAUGAUCUCCGCUCUCCUCCUUUGGAAAUCAAAGUGCUGGGGGACAUUAAAAGGUUAAUGCUGUCAGUCCGAAAAUUGCAGAAAAUACAUAUUGAUGUUUUAGAGGAGAUGGGCUACAACAGUGACAGUCCCAUGGGCUCUUUGAGCCCAUGCAUCAGUGCUCUACAGGGUGCAGACUGGCUGUGCAAUGGGGACCCCUCCCAUGACUGUGAUGGACCUCUCACCGACCUGAGCACCGAUCAGUACCAGUACAUGAAUGGCAAAAGCAAACAUUCUGUUCGAAGACUGGACCCAGAGUACUGGAAGACCAUACUGAGCUGUGUAUAUGUUUUUAUAGUGUUCGGGUUUACAUCAUUCAUUAUGGUUAUAGUCCAUGAGCGAGUGCCUGACAUGCAGACCUAUCCACCACUCCCGGAUAUCUUCUUAGACAGCGUUCCCAGAAUCCCAUGGGCCUUCGCCAUGACGGAAGUGUGUGGCGUGAUUCUGUGCUACAUUUGGCUCCUGGUUCUUCUUCUUCACAAGCACAGGUCAAUCCUUCUGCGAAGGCUCUGUAGUCUGAUGGGCACUGUCUUCUUGCUUCGCUGCUUUACCAUGUUUGUGACCUCCCUCUCCGUGCCAGGACAGCACCUGCAGUGCACUGGAAAGAUAUAUGGCAGCGUGUGGGAGAAAUUACACCGGGCCUUUGCCAUUUGGAGUGGUUUUGGUAUGACCCUGACUGGCGUCCACACCUGUGGAGAUUACAUGUUCAGCGGCCACACAGUCGUCCUAACUAUGCUAAAUUUCUUUGUCACUGAAUAUACACCAAGAAGCUGGAAUUUCUUGCACACCUUGUCCUGGGUUCUCAAUCUCUUUGGGAUCUUCUUCAUCCUGGCUGCCCAUGAGCAUUACUCCAUCGAUGUGUUCAUUGCCUUUUAUAUCACAACGAGGCUCUUUCUGUACUACCACACUCUGGCCAACACCAGGGCUUAUCACCAGAGCAGGAGAGCGAGAAUCUGGUUUCCCAUGUUUUCUUUCUUUGAAUGCAAUGUUAAUGGCACGGUACCUAAUGAAUAUUGUUGGCCAUUUUCAAAACCAGCAAUAAUGAAAAGACUAAUUGGAUGAAGUUAUCUUUGUAAUGAGUUUGUGAUUAAGUAUACAGUAGUUGUUGAAUAACUUUGCUUUCUCUUGUUAGGUUGUUGCUGGAUGUGUUGCAUUUUGGCUUAUAUAUUGACAGAGUUCCCAGUGCUGAGUGAGGGUAUGAUUGUAAAAAGCAAGAAAGAACAGUGAAAACCCUUACCUAAACAUUUGAACUGAAAGCUUCAGUAUAGGUUUUCUGCCCCUUUAUUUUAAGAAGAUUUAAAUAUUUGAUUGAAGUUGGGCUGUUGCCCUUACCGUUGAGUAUUUGUUUAUUGAACUUAAGCAAAUCAGCAGAAGCUGUUUGCUGGUUGAAGGAUUUUUAUGAACUUCCAGCAGUGCUCUAGUUAAGAAAUGGUAUUUUUGAAGCCCCUUAAAAGAAAAAUCUGUACAGUGUGAACAGUGCUUGUUCUUUGAACUAAUUUUGUGUCUAGAAAGUGAUUUGUUUUAUUGACAAAAGUGUUUUGCCUUCUCAAUUGUCUUUAAGAAAGUUCACUGAGCAUACACCAUGCCUGAAACAAGGGAACGAAAGGGCCAUCUGUGAGGUGACAGUACUGAGGAGGUGUCACCGGCCUUCUCGUUGAUAUAUGUGGGUGUAGAGCUGGCAUUUUUCACCAAAGAUGUCACAAAAGAUGCAGUUCGUAUUUUGUUCUGAGGGUUCAAAAUGAACGUCGGCAAGCACUUGAGGGAAAAUAUGGCUGCAUUCAUAAAAACAAUGGCUAACUUUAGUGGUACAGGUACCUGAAAUAGCUGUCAUUAUUAGACCAGUGACAGCCCAAUUUAAUACUUUUUAAAGUGAUGUUCUUUAAUGAGACAAAUAGGAGUGUUUUACCAGAUGUUAAGUUCUUAUGGCAGUAAGUAGGGAGGUACGCAUGCAAAGCAUUUUCUUCUUCUGAAGAGAAGCGAAUAACAAGUUGUGGAAGAAGUGUGAACUUUUAAAGUUUUGAACUUUCUCAUUCUUGGUUAUCAGUAAAUAGUGUGAGACAUGUUUGGAUACAAAAAAAAAAAAAAAAAAAAAAGCUUUGUUGCUUUUUAUUUGUAAAACAAUUGUGUACAUACAUUCUUUCUACCUAGUGUUUAUUUGCCAGUCAGGAAAUGAACAUCUUAACUGCUGUUCACAACACUAGAAAUUUAAUAUCUUAAGAAACUUCACCUUUGUGAAGCAUUUGUCACUUUAUUUUCAAUGAAUUUUUAGGUAGCAAUAUGACAGAGCAGGCUGUGGAACUGGAAAUUGACCCUGACUGAUGAAUUGAACCGCUUAGAGUAUCACUGUGUAGAUUGUACAUUCCAUGUCUGACAUGCAGUUAGUUAGCAGAGGUGUGGCAUACAUCCUGAGGCCUGAAGUUAGGCCACAGCAGAAGCCGCUCCUUCCUUAUCUGGGUGAAAUAUUUUAUUUUUGCACUUUGAGUUGUAGUUCCACUCCUGUAAAAGCUACAGAGGAGCCUGCAUGAAUUGGGUAGGAAAGGAGCUUUACGGGAAGAUGUGCCAGCCAGUGCUGAGUGACCCUAGUUCUGAACAUUCAUUUCUCACGUGAGAAAUGGUACCAGGCAACUGGAACUUUAUUAUGCUUUUAAAUCUUAUAUAUCUUAAAUUGUUGGUUCUGUUACAUGCUAGGGACAAAAAUACCAACACGUUAACAAAAGAAACUGCGUAAUCCACGAAGUGUGAAGGGUGCUUCCUCUGCUCCUUAGGGUGGUUUCACCUUCGAGGUCAAAAGAUGUGGCACCAACUUUAUUUUUUCCCCAAAUGACAGAACAGGGAAGAAUUGAGCCAGAGAGGGACUAAUGUUGGCUUUUGGUACUACAUUUUAAAAAGAAAAGUCUUUGGCAAUAUUAACUUUAAAAUGUUAAAUGGCUAUUAAUGGUAAACAUUUUCUUUCUGCAUAUGGAUUCCAGUGUAGGAAAAGCUAAAAAAAUAUAACGGCAACUAAAUUUGCAGAGCUCUUGACUAGGAGAGUGCCUAACAGCAGAUGGCAGUGAUACUUGUAAAAUCGCUUUCCAGGCUCGCAUUUACUCUUCUUUUGAGAAAAAAGUAAGCUAGAUUUAUAAUUUAUUGUUUUAACUAUUACAAGGCAGUGUUUACAUAAAGUAAUCAUCUCCAGAUUUUUCUUGGAAAUCUCUGGGACAAAAUUAUUUCAGUCAUUUACAAAGGUGAAACCCAUAUUUUAGACAUUUUUAUUUUGUCCAGAAAUUUCCAAGAUUUUUGUCUUUGUGCUUUUUCUUCUUGUUAAAACCCUAAAUUGUAGUAAAGAUAGGUGUUGACACUUGAGUGUGAGUGUGGCUGGUGAAGAAGCUGUAGGCCCAUGCACCACAUCAGGUUCUGCAGGUGCAGGUUUCUGAGUGCCCUGCUUCCUGGAGAGCUUGGUGGGUUCGCAGAUACAAAUUGGCGUUUUUGUGGAAAGUCCUAGAAGCAUUGUCGGGGAUCCUGGAGCAGUGUUGCCUUUUUCCUUUUUCCUUUUGUUUUUAAAGGACCAGGCAAGGUAGUACUGAGAAGUAACUGAAGUUGAUAGGUAUCAAGGUAGGUUUCGAAGAAGGCAAAUUUGACACUACCAUCAAAUAAUCUGGGGCAGCUUCUUUGGGCUGUGUUGAAUUCUCAACACGGUAUCCUCUCCAUAGUUCUCUGACUAGAAUUGCUAGUACGGUUAGCAGUGAGCCAGCCUCAGUCCCACUCAGCUAAGUGUGGGCUGCUGACAGUGCAAGGCUGGUAGUGUGGUGAGCUGUCCCUGCCGUCAGGUUGGGACUGAGAAUCCCAGCACCCCUGAAGUUUAUAAAUGGGGAACAGAGGAGCCACAUCCUUCCGCAGCGGCAAAAAGCAGUCUGUUGGAGGAACAUCAAUUUAGAAAGCAAUAUUCAUACAUUUCUGGAGUCAUAUUCCUAACACUAAUCAUUGACUGUAGUCAGCAGAAGGCAGUUUCAAGGCUUCUAGAUCCACAGUGCUUAAGGGUGUUAGACGUAUUCUUGUUUAAAGUCUCCGAUUAAUAAAUUUGCCUUUUUGUAGACUGCCAUUAUCCCAUACUAAGAGUAAUUACAGUCAAGUCAUUUGUCAGUUCUUGAAGGGAUUCAAGCAUUUGAGACAAAAGGAGCUCUCUGUCAGAAAAGCCCAUUUGCUUUUUUUUUUUAGACAAUAUCAGUUACAUGCAGAUAAUUUUCAAAGCCAACAAAGCAUGUCAGUUUUAAUGGCAGCUUUAGUUGGCCGUUUAGACAGUUGGUAUCUGUAAAAUUUAUCCUGCGCUGAGCACAGUGGUGUGCACUGUGACCCCAGCACCGGCACUCGGGCAGGAGCGGGGUGAGUUCCAGUCCAGCCUGGGCUGCAUAGUGAUGCCCUGUCUCAAGUUCAGUCUGAAUUACCCUUGUCCCGCUAUGCUACAGAAUUGCCAUGGAACUAAGGUCACAAUGCUUCAGGUAUCCAGUGAGAGCAGAACAGAACAGGCUGAGUUGAUUUGUCUCCUGUCUUUCUUGAGUUCCCCUCUGACCUCGCACCAAGUGAACAACACUUAUUUCAAAGAACUCACAAGUGACUUAAUUCCUUUGUGUCAGGUUCAGUGCACGUAGCUGAAAUCUGUAAGCCAUGAUCUUAACCACCAGUAAGUUGCUUUUUAAAAUACACUACUCCAGACCAACCCACAGGAUUCUUUAUUCAGUGCGCUCAGUCCCAGCCCUCGGGGCUGUGAGGCAGAGGUGGCAGGGGAGGGCGCGGUGGCCUUGGUGCAUGGUUAGUGCGCUGCCAAAGGUGGAGCGCAGCCGAGAGCUUCUGUUGGUCAGCGGAGCCUCCCAAAACUGUUCCGCCUAAAGAUGUUUCCAUUCAGAGAAUCCAGGAACUGUCAGGGCGAGGAAGUAUUUCUAAUACGGAAGGGGGCUGCGCAGCCAGGAAGCACAGGGGUUUGGCCUGCAAUGGACACCCAAGUUUGAGCUUUCUGCCCAGAGGCUCCUGUCCACAGAGAAACUAGUAUUACUUACAACGCCACAGUGGUAGCCAUAUUUUGAAGCACAGCAUUGUACAUAAGUAAAUAUCUUGAUUCUAAAUUAAAUUCAGAUUUAACUAAUAUAUAUUAUUUUAUAUCUUUGUUGUAUUAAAAUGUUUAAAAACACUAAAAAUAAAACAUUUGGAAGUUGG